CCCGGCGCCCCGGCCAUGGGAGCUCCGCGGUCCCGGGCCGCCCGCGCCUGGGUCGUGUGCUCCCGCGCCGCGCUGCUCGCGCUGCUGGCUGCGCUCCCGGCCGCCCCGGCCGAAGCCCCGUACCUGGUGCGCGUGGACGCGGCCCGCGCAGUGCGGCCCCUGCGGCACUUCUGGAGGAGCACGGGCUUCUGUCCCCCGCUGCCACACAACCAGGCCGACCAGUACGUCCUCAGCUGGGACCAGCAGCUGAACCUCGCCUACGUGGGUGCUGUCCCUCACCAUGGCAUUGAGCAGGUCCGGACUCACUGGCUGCUCGACCUCAUCACAGCCAGGGCAUCAGCUGGGCAGGGCUUGAGCUACAACUUCACCCACCUGGACAAGUACCUGGACCUUCUCAGGGAGAAUCAGCUCCUCCCAGGAUUUGAGCUGAUGGGCAGCCCCUCGGGACUCUUCACUGACUUUGAGGACAAGCAGCAGGUGUUUGCGUGGAAGGACCUGGUCUCUCUCCUAGCCAGGAGAUACAUUGGGAGGUAUGGACUUGUGCAUGUUUCCAAGUGGAAUUUCGAGACAUGGAAUGAGCCGGACCACCACGACUUUGACAACGUCUCCAUGACCACGCAAGGCUUCCUGAAUUACUAUGAUGCCUGCUCCGAGGGGCUGCGUGCUGCCAGUGCCGCUCUGCGGCUGGGCGGUCCUGGUGACUCCUUCCACGCCCCGCCGCGUUCUCCGCUGAGCUGGGGCCUCCUGGAGCACUGCCACAGCGGCACCAACUUCUUCACGGGGGAGCUGGGCGUGCGGCUGGACUACAUCUCCCUCCACAAGAAGGGUGCGGGCAGCUCCAUCUACAUCCUGGAGCAGGAGAAGGCGGUAGGGCAGCAGAUACGGCAGCUCUUCCCCAAGUUCGCUGACACCCCCAUUUACAACGACGAGGCGGACCCACUGGUGGGCUGGUCUCAGCCGCAGCCGUGGAGGGCCGACGUGACCUAUGCAGCCAUGGUUGUGAAGGUCAUCGCCCAGCACCAGAACAUGCUAGUGGCUAACACCAGCUCCUCCGUCCACUAUGCGCUCCUGAGCAACGACAACGCCUUCUUGAGCUACCACCCACACCCCUUCUCGCAGCGCACGCUCACCGCACGCUUCCAGGUCAACAACACCCGCCCGCCCCACGUGCAGCUGCUGCGCAAGCCGGUGCUCACGGCCAUGGGGCUGCUGGCUCUGCUGGAUGGGGAGCAGCUCUGGGCUGAGGUGUCACAGGCUGGCGUGGUCCUGGACAGCAACCACACAGUGGGCGUCCUGGCCAGUGCCCACAGCCCGGAGGGCUCUGCUGAUGCCUGGCGUGCCACGGUGCUGGUCUACGCAAGUGACGACACCCUCGCCCACGCCAACCGCAGCGUUGCAGUGACCCUAAAGCUGCAUGGCGUGCCCCCUGGCCCAGGGCUGGUCUACCUCACACGCUACAUGGACAACCGGCUCUGCAGCCCCCAAGGCGAGUGGCAGCGCGCUGGCCAGCCAGACUUCCCCUCCGCGGAGCAGUUCCGGCUCAUGCGUGCAGCUGAGGACCCUGUGGCCACAGCACCACGCCCUUUCCCCGCCAGUCGCCACCUGACCCUGCGCCCAGAGCUCCCGCUGCCCUCGCUCCUGCUGGUGCAUGUGUGUGCACGCCCAGAGAAGCCACCUGGCCAGGUCACCCGGCUCCGUGCACUGCCCCUGACUGAGGGGCAACUGGCUCUGGUCUGGUCGGAUGAGUACGUGGGCUCCAAGUGCCUGUGGACAUAUGAGAUCCAAUUCUCCCAGGAUGGUAAGGUGUAUACCCCGGUCAGCAGGAAGCCAUCAACGUUUAACCUCUUUGUGUUUAGCCCAGACACAGCUGUUGUCUCGGGUUCCUACCGAGUUCGAGCACUGGACUACUGGGCCCGGCCAGGCCCCUUCUCGGACCCUGUGUCAUAUCUGGAGGUCCCUGCCCCAGGAGGGUCACCAGCCCCUGGUGACCCGUGAGCCUGUGCUGACUAGUGACCUGGGGCAGCGGGCCAGUCAGUCAGCCUUCAGCACCAUCUGUUCCAUCUUGCUCCGUCAUUGCUUUUAAAGUGCCUUUCCACACGCCA
Microcebus murinus (gray mouse lemur) is the source of this 2102-nucleotide messenger RNA. RefSeq names its product alpha-L-iduronidase (gene IDUA). Gene Ontology annotation, biological process: carbohydrate metabolic process. Gene Ontology annotation, molecular function: L-iduronidase activity. The record is from RefSeq and is a predicted model, not a curated record. NCBI's taxonomy places the organism in Eukaryota, Metazoa, Chordata, Mammalia, Primates, Cheirogaleidae.